Molecule: messenger RNA, 793 nt
Organism: Eremomyces bilateralis CBS 781.70
Lineage: Eukaryota; Fungi; Ascomycota; Dothideomycetes; Eremomycetales; Eremomycetaceae
Product: HET-domain-containing protein
Exons: 3
Coding region: 245-793 (182 amino acids)
Source: RefSeq, a predicted model, not a curated record
CAGCAGAGGAAGUAAUGGAGCCGGGCGGUGUUCGCUUUUCCCACUGACCGACGCUUUCCUCAGCCUUGUUAUGGAAGAGAUCUGACCAUCGUCAUCAGGGUCUUUAGUAAAGAGCAAAGACACAACUGACAACGCAUCCUCGGACUAUCCUACCCGCGACCUACUCCGUGAAAGCAAACCGAUACUCGCUGCCCAUGUAAGACCUUGAUCACCUAGGGACGUGACAGGUAGCUUGCUCCAUCCAAUGGGUCUCCUCCACUCGAAGAAACCCGGACUCCAGUUCGAGGAGUUUUACUCGGACAUCCCAUCAUAUUACAUCAUAUCCCAUACUUGGUAUCCAAACAAUCAGGAAAUCCCGUAUCAAGACGUCCUGAAUGGAGCGGGAGAGCAAAAGCUGGGGUUGCAGAAAAUCUUGAAGUUUAAGGAACUUGUUUCUUCAAAGCAGGGUGAUUAUUUCUGGGUGGAUACCUGCUGUAUUGACAAAACGUCUAGCGCGGAGCUUUCAGAGGCAAUCAACUCCAUGUAUCUCUGGUAUAAGGAAGCCGCUGCCUGCAGCGCUUACCUCUCCGACGUGGACAUCCCAAACUCGGGCUCCUUGCGUUCCCACGAUUCUAGCAUCGUGUUCAAAUCUAGUCGAUGGUUCACGCGGGGCUGGACACUCCAAGAGCUCCUUGCACCCAAAUCCGUCAGACGGACAACCACCCGCGUCGAGGAUCAAUCAUACUCCCUCAUGGGUCUGUUCGGCGUCAACAUGCCCUUACUUUAUGGCGAAGGCCCCAAGGCUUUUAUUUGA